Molecule: messenger RNA, 2086 nt
Organism: Onychomys torridus (southern grasshopper mouse)
Lineage: Eukaryota; Metazoa; Chordata; Mammalia; Rodentia; Cricetidae
Gene: Lrrc75a
Product: leucine rich repeat containing 75A
Exons: 4
Coding region: 151-1173 (340 amino acids)
Source: RefSeq, a predicted model, not a curated record
AGGGAGGAGCGAGGGGAGCGCGGGCCGCAGCCGCCCCCGCCCCGCGCCUCCCGCGCGCAACAGUUCCCCCAAAGUUGCCGCCGGGGAGGCGCGCAACCGGCGGGGGACGCGGCCUUGGGCCGGCGCGCGCAGCCCCGGGCGGGCGGCGGGAUGGGCACUCGGCAGACCAAGGGCAGCUUGGCGGAGAGAGCCAGCCCGGGCGCGGCGCCCGGCCCCCGCCGCGAACGACCCGACUUCUGGGCGUCGCUGCUGCUGCGCGCCGGGGACAAGGCGGGGCGCGCGGGCGCUGCGCUGCCCCCCUACCACCGGCGCGUCGGCAUGGUCCAGGAGCUGCUGCGGAUGGUGCGCCAGGGCCGGCGGGAGGAGGCGGGGACGCUGCUGCAGCACCUGCGCCAGGACCUGGGCAUGGAGUCAACCUCCCUGGAUGAUGUGCUGUACCGCUACGCCAGCUUCCGGAACCUGGUGGACCCCAUCACACAUGACCUCAUCAUCAGUCUGGCACGCUACAUCCACUGCCCCAAGCCGGAAGGUGAUGCCCUGGGUGCCAUGGAAAAGCUGUGCCGGCAGCUGACCUACCACCUUAGCCCUCAUUCACAGUGGAGGAGGCAUCGAGGGCUGGUGAAGAGGAAGCCACAGGCCUGUCUCAAGGCCCUUCUGGCUGGGAAUCCUCCAGACAACAUGGUAGAUCUGUCAGGCAUUCCACUGACCUCACGUGACCUUGAGCGGGUGACCAGCUAUCUUCAGCGCUGUGGAGAGCAAGUGGACAGUGUGGAGCUGGGCUUCACAGGCCUCACGGACGACAUGGUCCUGCAGCUACUACCAGCGCUCAGUACCCUGCCUCGCCUUACCACACUAGCCCUCAAUGGCAACCGAUUGACCAGAGCUCUGCUGAGGGACCUCACUGACACCCUGAAGGACCCCAGCAAGUUCCCCAAUGUCACAUGGAUUGACCUGGGCAACAAUGUGGACAUCUUCUCUUUACCCCAGCCCUUCCUGCUCAGCCUGCGCAAGCGAUCUCCAAAACAGGGGCACCUACCAACCAUCCUGGAGCUAGGGGAGGGGCCGGGUACUGGGGAAGAGGCCAGGGAAGGUCCAAGUCAGCAGGACCCUGGAGGAAGCCCUGUGACACUUACUGAAGACCAGGAGAGCAGGGAGACUGUGACUCAGACAUGACUAGGAAGUAGGGAGAACUUGUCAGGAUGGCUAAGGUGGGUUAGGGGCUCCUCCCAUCAAGUAGAUGUCUGAACAACCCACCUACCACCCAGACACCAGGCUAUCAGAGUACUAACUUUGUCCCCAACUCCCAGUACCUGCCACUGAGAAGUCAUCCCUUGCUCUAGGGGCUCUGGGAUGCCUCCACUUAGCCCGUCCUCCCAGACUUGUGGGGCUGGAUGGAGCAAGCAUUCUCCCACCAGUACAGUUGAGCCGCCUUACAGCUAAGGAAAGGUGGCAUCUACUAAGACCCUUGGAGGUCUUCCAGGGGCCUCCUGGAGGUGGUGUGUGGUCCUGAGCAUUAAGUAUAGGAAAUCCAGUUGAAGCAGCAGACCUCCCUCAACUGGAGGAUUUUACUGUGAAAGGCAGCACAUGCCUAGUUCCCUUACCCCUCAACCAGCACAUUUUUUUCCUACCAGCUAACUUUCAGAACCUAGUCCUUGGAAUGGCUUUUCAAAGCACUUUUUUAUCAGAAGGCUCCAGGACUAGUUAAGCCCCAGGUAGAAGGAAAACUGGGGCCUUCUACACUUUUUUCCAUAAUGCUCCUAACCCCCAGUGAGCAGUUCCUACACUCCAAACCCAAGGAAACUGGGAACCGUUCUGAACUAAGUGACUAUCCAAGUUAAGGGAAGGAAAGCGUUACAGGCCAGGUAAGCAAACUGGCUCAUAGGAUCUGGGCAAGAUAGGGGCCUUACAUGGUACUGCAUAAAUACAGCCAAGGGACAGGACAAGUGUGGAUGCCUUAAAUGCUUUGGAAUCUUUGCCCAAGUCUUAGGCUGUGAAAACAGCUUAGACUGACCAGAAGUUUACAGUGCUAAAGCUGGGCUGCUCAACACUGACUAUUUACUCUUCAAAUACACAAGACCCUGCUUUA